GUAUUACCGUAUACGGCUGUAUACGGUACACACCGUAGCCGUACUUGUGUCCUAGAACUCAAAAAACGGUCGUAUUUUUACGACCGUACCCCGUACAGACCCGUACAGAGUACGGUCGUACCCCGUACAGACCCGUACAGAGUACGGUCGUACCCGUAUACGGUACGCUCGGAUCCCUACCUCGAGGAGGCCAUCGAGCUGCAUCGGGCUUCCCUCGAACUUCUACCCAAAGGUCAUACAGACCAUUAUAUGUCGCUCAAUCAUCUCGCAAGCUCCCUGAUGACUCGAUACAAACAGCAUGGAAGGACAAAGGACAUUGGGGAGGCUAUUGAGCUACAUCGAAGUGCCCUCAAGCUUUGCCCUGAAAGUCAUCCAUAUCGUUAUGUGUCUCUCAAUAACCUCGCAGCUUCUCUUUGGAUGCAAUAUGAGCGGGAUGGAAGGACAGAGGACCUUGAGGAGUCCAUUGAGCUGAAUCUAUCUGCCCUCAAACUUUGCCCCAAAGGACAUCCGAGUCAUUCGUCGUCUCUCAGUUGCCUUGCAACCUCCCUGAGAGUUCGAUACAAGCAGCAUGGAAGGACAGUGGAUAUUGAGGAGUCCAUCGAGUUGCAUCGAGCUGCUCUCGAACUUCGACCCGAAGGCCACCCGGACCGUUUCUCAUCACUGAGAAAUCUCGCAAUUGCCUUAGAGUUUCGGCUUAAGAAACAAUGGAACACGGAAGAGUUUGACGAAUGUAUACGGUUACUGGAGCUUGCUGUUAUAGAUAAAUUCUCUGGAUUGCUGGAGCGCCUUCCUGCUGCGCAACAAUGGGUAACGCUUGCGCGAUUGCACGAUCAUGACACUAUCUUCGCAGCUUACAAAGCAGUACUGUCAAUACUUCAGCACGCUCUCACCAUAAAUCCAACUCUCCACACACAACAUGACUUCCUCCUCAAGAACAGUGAUUACACAGUACUCUCCCUGGACGCUACUUCUUACGCAAUAAAGAAAAAUCGAUUAGAGCAAGCCGUGGAGAUGCUUGAGCAGGGCAGGGAUUACUUUGGUCGCAUCUACGUGGUCUUAGGCCUCCUCUGGAUCAACUUGCAGAAACAAACGACGAGCUUGUCGACAGAUUCAGAAUACGGCUCACUUGGACUGGACGUCAUAAGGGAACGUGAAUCAUUUGACGAAUUGUUGAAGUUGAAAAGAAAACUAUCUAGUGAGCGGGAGGAAGUCAUUAGUGAGAUUCGGCGAGUUCCAGGUUUCGAGAGCUUCCUUGAAGCAACGCCAUUCAAGGUAUUGCGGCAAGCAGCUUCAGAGGGCCCAGUCAUCAUGGUUAAUCACAGCAAAUUCCGUUCCGAUGCUCUCAUAAUUCUCUCUCGCGGAGACCCGUCAGUUAUAUGUAUUCCGUUGGACAGUGAGUUUCAUUCGGAUAGCCUCGGGCUGCCACAAGAACUUGUGGUGACACGCGAAUGGCUCAACGCUGAUUCGUCCCAUUGUGAUCAAAAGCUUCGUAAGGCAAUGAAGAUGCUGUGGGACAGAGUAGUCUCAAAGGUUGUCGUGGAACUUGAAAAAGUUGGGAUUGCUAAAGGCUCUCGUAUCUGGUGGUGUCCUACAUCUGAGUUGUCCGCUCUUCCAUUCCAUGCAGCAGGGCCAUUCGAGGAUGCAAGUGGUAUAACGAGAUACUUACUGGAUGAUUAUAUCUCGUCGUAUACGCUAACUCUCAGAGCCCUCAUCAAUGCACGCUUACCUGGCAGUGAAUACGAUCCAACUGUACUCGUCAUCGGAGAUACCUCACUUCGGUCAACUAGACAGGAGAUUUCCAACAUCCGGAAUUGUGGGAUGAGCACCAAAUUACUCAUCGACAAGAAAGCGUCUCGCGAUAGAGUGAUUGAGGCGAUCCGGGAAGCAACAUGGGUCCACUUUGCUUGUCAUGGACAACUAGGCUCAACGCCUUUCAACUCUUCGUUCAAACUAUCAGACCGCGGGAUGACAUUGCUCGAUAUCGUCCAAAACAGACUUCCGAAUGCAGAAUUCGCCUUUCUUUCUGCCUGCCACACUGCAGAGCAACACCACGACAGUGCAUAUGACGAAACUCUUCACCUCGCGGCUGCCAUGCAAUUUUCUGGUUUCCGAAGUGUAAUUGGUUCAAUGUGGGAGUUGCUUGACAAGGAUGGGCCUGGAUUAACUAAAUCUGUUUAUGAGUACAUCAAUGACUGCGAAGUGGGCGAAGCAAAGUAUAAGAGGGUCGCCGGGGGUCUUCACAAAGCAGUGUUGGAGUUGAAGGAACGAGAUGGGAUUCAGGUUGAAAGAUGGGUUAAUCUUAAGGAGAAGAAGAGAGGAAAGGAGAAGGAGAAAGAGAAAGAGAGAGAGAAGGAGAAGGAGAAGGAGAAGGAGAAGGAGAAGGAGAAGGAGAAGGAGAAGGAGAAGGAGAAGGAGAAGGAGAAGGAGAAGGAGAAGGAGAAGGAGAAGGAGAAGGAGAAGGAGAAGGAGAAGGAGAAGGAGAAGGAGAAGGAGAAGGAGAAGGAGAAGGAGAAGGAGAAGGAGAAAGAGAAGGAGAAGGAGAAGAAGAAGAAGAAGGAGAAGACUAUAGUCUUAGUAUAG
Molecule: messenger RNA, 2580 nt
Organism: Fomitiporia mediterranea MF3/22
Lineage: Eukaryota; Fungi; Basidiomycota; Agaricomycetes; Hymenochaetales; Hymenochaetaceae
Exons: 3
Molecular function (GO): protein binding
Source: RefSeq, a predicted model, not a curated record